AUGUGGAGGGGAGGUUGUCCUCCCUACAGGGAGUUGUACCCAUCAUCCUCGUCCUCGUCCGUCAAUACAUCCGCGGGCAGGACGCCAGCGGCCAACAAGACACGCUUCCCCAGCCCCACAAACGCGGGAGGCCCGCACACCAUGGCGAGAACGGGAGAUGACGGCCUCACAAAAUCGCCUAAAAAGCGCCGAAUAUCCGCCUCAUCGGGCCUCCGACCGCAUGUGGCGAGCAACCGCAACGACGCCUCUCCGGAGGAAUUUGCCGACAGCUCCCGCUGCCUUGUGAGGAAGCAAGAAAAACGAUAG
Messenger RNA from Trypanosoma conorhini, 306 nucleotides. RefSeq lists its product as uncharacterized. The record is from RefSeq and is a predicted model, not a curated record. The transcript has a single exon. Lineage: Eukaryota; Euglenozoa; Kinetoplastea; Trypanosomatida; Trypanosomatidae. Bases 1 to 306 code for a protein of 101 amino acids.